AUGGUUAGCAUCGAGAUCCCCAAGCAUCAUCCGACUUCGCCAUCCCCUUUUAUCGGGACCCCGUCGUUGACAAUAAACCAUGAUGCUACUGUAGAUUUGGACUCUAGUAACGCUUUUGAGGGUCCCGAAAAACUUCUUGAGGUAUGGUUUAGUCCAUCUGCAGAAGAUCUCGCCAAUUCCGAUGUUCCCAUUGGGCUCAAGGCUGUUUCCCCGGAGGUAUGGAAAGGCAUGCUUGACUUGGUCAAUUGUCAAGUUCUAUCUAUCGUCGAGUCUGAUGAUGUCGAUGCAUACCUUUUAUCUGAGUCAAGCAUGUUCGUCUUUCCUCACAAGUUAAUCCUCAAGACCUGUGGAACAACCACCCUUCUUCUGGGAAUGCCUCGAAUCUUGGAAAUCGCCGCUCUCUAUGCAGGCUUCCCCAAGAGUAGCCCUCCAUGCUAUGGUGGAAUUUCUAGCGCUGCGGCUCCUUAUCGGGUUUUUUACAGCCGGAAGAAUUUCCUCUUUCCAGAUCGCCAGCGUGGGCCUCAUCGUAGCUGGCGUGAUGAGGUCAACACUCUGGAUAAGAUUUUCUUAGGAGGAAGCGCUUAUAUGAUCGGGAAAAUGAACGGGGAGCACUGGUACCUUUAUUUAACUGAGCCCUUUACGUCCUUGACUCCGCCAACAACUCCGAGUCACGAAACUUCAAUUAAGACAUUAAGCCUUCCCGAUGGCAUGAAUGGUGCAAAGCUAAGCGAUAACGAACGCGGCGAAACUGACGAGACUCUUGAAAUAUUGAUGACUGAUCUGGACGAGACAAAUGCGAAACAAUUCUAUCUCGAUCAUGCGAGUGCGGUCGCAGAGGAUCGUUAUCGGUCUCAUCACCGAAACAAUGAGCAGUAUUUGGACGUUUUUAGCAACAAUUCAUCCGACAAUAGCGACAUUGAUUCGGAUGCUGAGCAGUCCCUACCAUCCGAACUGACAAGCGAGGGCCAUGCUUUGGGAACUGUUGUUUCUGAAUCAUGUGGACUUUCGAAUGUUUACCCUACGAGCAAGUACCCGGAUUCCCGCAUUGACGCUUAUCUUUUCACCCCAUGCGGAUUUUCCGCGAACGGCGUCAUUCCGUCUCCGAACGACAAAUCCAGCACUCACUAUUUUACGGUUCAUGUGACGCCUGAGCCCCAUUGUUCGUAUGCUUCGUUUGAAACGAAUGUUCCACAUGUGCAGUCUGGACGUGAAACAGUUGAUAUUGUCAAACAUGUUGUGGACAUUUUCAAACCAGGACGCUUCAGUGUCACUGUAUUUGAAGCCAAGCCCGCUGACCGCUUUUCUGCGGAUAUUACUUACGACGCGAAGGCGCUCCAUCGCCAUGCGGCCCUUCGCAGCACUAAAAUGGACCAUAUCCCUGGCUACCGACGCGUUGACCGUAUUGUUCAUGACCUGGAUGGCUAUGACCUUGUGUUCCGCUAUUAUGAGCGUAACGACUGGAGAGGCGGGGCCCCUAGACUUGGGGAGACUGGUUUUUAA
Messenger RNA from Ophidiomyces ophidiicola, 1500 nucleotides. It is a transcript of the gene SPE2, whose product is annotated as spermidine resistance protein. Gene Ontology annotation, molecular function: adenosylmethionine decarboxylase activity. The transcript has 2 exons. The record is from RefSeq and is a predicted model, not a curated record. Lineage: Eukaryota; Fungi; Ascomycota; Eurotiomycetes; Onygenales; Onygenaceae. Bases 1 to 1500 code for a protein of 499 amino acids. Gene Ontology annotation, cellular component: cytosol. Gene Ontology annotation, biological process: spermine biosynthetic process; spermidine biosynthetic process.